Amphimedon queenslandica is the source of this 1932-nucleotide messenger RNA. RefSeq lists its product as uncharacterized. The record is from RefSeq and is a predicted model, not a curated record. The coding region runs from base 634 to 1833 and encodes 399 amino acids. The transcript has 10 exons. Lineage: Eukaryota; Metazoa; Porifera; Demospongiae; Haplosclerida; Niphatidae.
GUCCAUUGCACCAUAGUGCUUCAUUCUUCUAGUUAUAACAGUUGGUCCUACUUCUGUUACUGUUCCUAUUUAUGAGACAGCAAGUUUUACUUGUAAAGGAACUGGCAAUGAACUGAAUUGGAUAGUACACAGUGCUCCACUGACAGAAUCUAUAAAAAAACAAAGAGAUAUAUCCUUUACUGAUCCUGGAGGUCCUGGUAACUUAUCAUCAGUACUUACUAUCACUGGGUUACCUGUUAAUGAUGGAUUACAUAUUGGUUGUCAAAUAAUAUCAUAUCCACCUCUUGAACAAGUGUUCUCUGACACUAGUACACUAACAAUAAGAGGAAUAUCACCAGUUGAAGACAUACAAUGGUCUAAUGAUAAUCAGUUAUUGUCAUGGUCUCCUCCUUCUUUUUAUUCUGAUGAUGUUAUUUCAGGAGCCAUUGCUUAUACGACAUAUAAUGUACUAGUGAAUGGUAUCAGUGUUACUAAUACCACUGAUACUAGUGUAUGGUUGAAUACUACUGGAUUACCUUGUACUAAUGCUACAGCUGUCAAUAUUACUGCAUCUAUUGGACAAUAUGUAUCACAAGGGGGGGACAUGCUUUUAGCAUCACUGCAGAUCAUACUAUUAAUUAUGACAAUGUUACCAUGACUUUUGAUGUAUCAAACCAGACAUUUGUUGCUAAUCUCAACAGUUUGAUUCACAGCAAUCAGUCAUGUACAUAUAUGAUAGUUGGUGAAGUCAUUUCUAGAGGUAUGGAAGACAGCACUCAGAAAGUUGAAGCAGAUGAAAAAGAAGAGAUAUUUUCAUACAAAAUGGCUGGAUUAAGACCAUGUACAAACUAUACAGCUUAUAUAAAGGCUGAUAAAGAUUCUUUUAAAGUUCCAUUUUCCACAUAUAAUGAUGUACAAGAUGUGCUAGUAUCUACUGAAGGGAAUGGAUCAGUUAGUGUACAGUGUGUGUUUGUAUCAGGAUCAACUGCUGAUGGAUGUCAUGUGAUAUUUACUGAUACUAGUAAUGGAAGGAAUGAACACUUUAAUGUAACUGGAUCAGGCAAUACAAUAGUAACAUUAUCAACCAGUAGAGUAUAUGAUGUAACAGCACAUGACAUUAGUGAUGAUGGAAGUAUUGCUCCAUGGACUUGUGUACAACCUAAACAAGUUGAUGUGAAAUUGAAUAUUGCUAUUCCUUCUAUUGUCCACAGCAGCAGUUACAGCACUGUACAUAGUACUGCCAUUAGUAGCUCAACUUCUAAUAUUACAUCAUCACCAACUGUUAUUAUUGGAAAUGAUGAUACAUCAGGAAAUGGUGACAGCUCAAUGGUCUAUAUCAUUACUAGUGUGGUAUUAAUGAUAAUACCCUUCACUUUGUGUGUGGUUGUUGUGAUGAAAAGGAAUCAUAAGAACAAAGUUACACUUAAUGCAGAACGUGCUGCCUGUCAUCAGUCACAAGCAGAGAUGAGUCAUUAUGAGAUACAUGAUCCUAUUGGACCAGUAGCUAUUGAUAUGUCAAAUGAUGAAAGGUCUUCAGGUCCAACAAGUGGACCAGUACAAGGGACUAUAGUGGAUCCUUAUCAUGUUUCUACUGAUGAAUUACUAGCUAUUAGGAAUAGACGCCCUGUUCAAGACAAUAAUUCCCAUGUCACUACACCACAAGAGGGACAAACUCAAGACCAAUCACCAUCAUCUAGCACUGGCUCUGUUGGUUCUCUUCAUAGUACUACUCCAUUGAUGCGACGUAACACAUUCAAUACUGAUCCUACUGAUACUCCUAGUAGAUCCUAUCUAUCUAUUCCUAUCUAUGUUUUUAGACUAUGCAUUGGCAACCACGCCCUCAUAUUCAGCUGAAGGGAUUUACCCCCAGAAAUUCAAAAGUGCUACUGAUGCAGCCUUCUUUUGUGUCUACAUUUGGUUGUCAGCACAAUAGCUGUUCUGAGAGGAUAUCUC